This is a messenger RNA of Andrographis paniculata, 1484 nucleotides long. RefSeq names its product peptidyl-prolyl cis-trans isomerase FKBP42. The transcript is spliced from 7 exons. Gene Ontology annotation, molecular function: peptidyl-prolyl cis-trans isomerase activity; protein binding. The record is from RefSeq and is a predicted model, not a curated record. Bases 142 to 1239 code for a protein of 365 amino acids. NCBI's taxonomy places the organism in Eukaryota, Viridiplantae, Streptophyta, Magnoliopsida, Lamiales, Acanthaceae.
GUUCUCAAUAACUCUUCUCCGAUCACUUCAAGUGAAGUAAAUCUGGUAGCGAAGCUAUUCUAGUCAAUUGGAUCUUUGGUGCUGCUAGGAGAUUGGCGGAAUAAGUGGUUGUUUGUUAGUUGAUUUUGCAAGAUUUGAGUUAUGGUGGAACUGGAGGAGCAGCAAAGCCCAUCUUCAGAUCAAGAUGGUGAUGGAGAUAUUGUCACUGAAGCUAUGUCAGUUGUGCGUGGAGAAUUGCCACAAGAUGAAACUGGGGUCCCUAAAGUAGAUUCAAAGAUGGAAGUCCUCCAUGAGAAAGUCCAGAAGCAAAUUAUCAAGGAAGGCCAUGGUCAGAUGCCAUCAAAAUAUGCAACCUGCUUCUUGCAUUACAGGGCUUGGACCAAAAGUACUGGGCACAAGUUUGAAGAUACAUGGCACGAGCAACAACCUCUUGAGCUAAUAAUUGGAAAGGAGAAAAAGGAGAUGGCUGGGUUGGGCAUCGGAAUUUCCAGCAUGAAGGCUGGUGAACGCGCAUUGCUACAUGUUGGUUGGGAAUUAGGCUAUGGGAAAGAGGGAAGCUUUUCUUUUCCAAACGUUCCUCCAAUGGCGGAUAUUGUAUAUGAAGUCGAAUUGAUUGGUUUCGAUGAGACCAAGGAAGGAAAAGCUCGCAGUGACAUGACAGUAGAGGAGAGAAUCGGUGCAGCAGAUAGAAGAAAGAUGGAUGGGAAUGCUUUAUUCAAGGAAGAAAAACUCGAGGAGGCAAUGAACCAAUAUGAAAUGGCCAUAGCAUACCUAGGUGAUGAUUUCAUGUUCCAGCUGUUUGGAAAGUACCGCGAUAUGGCUUUGGCAGUAAAAAAUCCGUGCCACCUCAAUAUGGCAGCAUGCUUGAUAAAGCUCAACCGUUAUGACGAAGCAAUUGUGCAUUGUGGUAUUGUGCUAGUGGAGGAUGAAAACAAUGUGAAAGCAUUGUUCCGAAGAGGCAAAGCUAGAGCCGAGCUGGGGCAAACAGAUGCGGCUCGUGAAGAUUUCCUGAAAGCACGAAAACAUGCCCCGCAGGACAAAGCAAUAGCAAAAGAGCUGCGAGCAUUGGCAGAACACGACAAAGCUGUAUACCAGAAGCAAAAGGAGCUUUACAAAGGAUUGUUUGGACAAAAGCCGGAUCCCAAACCGGAGCCGAAAAAUUGGCUGGUUAAAAUAUGGCUGUGGGUGCUGUCAUUGUUUCAUCGACUUCUCAGGAAACAGCGGCACAAGGCUGACUAAGACUUCAUUUUCGUGUCGUGGCUCCCAGGUAACUUAUAUAACUCCUUCAACUCUAGGGGAAUCCUUUUUAUGAUAUGUCACUGAAUAGAAUUCUUGAUUGCAAGUAAGUUUUCUUAGCUCUGGUUUUGUGAUUAUGACAGUUUCUUGAUGCAAUGUUUAUCUUAAGAAAUGCUAAGAAGGUGGACAGUUUCAAUGGAAUGGUCGAACACUUGGAUUGGUUAAUGGAUGCAUUAGUUUGUUUAUUA